UUGUGAUUGGUAUAUUCCUCGUUCUGUGGGAGACAGACCCGUUCAGACACUGAGGGAGAGCAGAGAGGAGGUGAGAGAGUCUGCAUGGAGCUCUACAAUGUGUUUAUAAACUACAGAGCGCUGUUAUAUUGUAUUAUUUUGAAAGGUCCGGGUUGUAGUGUGGUAGGAGCGCGUUGUUUUAUCCGUUCAGACACUGAGGGAGAGCAGAGAGGAGCUGCUACUAAGCAUAAUCCCGUGUGCUGCCAUGGACAGUGUGAAGAUGGAAUCUGUCCAGAUUAAAGAGGAGUUCUCUGAACCUGAACUUGUCCCCUUUAGAGCGGAGGUCUCUGGGCUGGCUUCUCUCCCCAUUAAACAGGAGCUCUGUGAGAUGCAAUGUGACAGCAGUCAGCCACAGGUCUCUGAGGUUAAAGCUGAGCGCAAUGAAUUGGAGAUCCCGCAGACAGAAGAACCCCUUCCUGUGAAACAAGAAGAGGUGCUGGAAAUUAACCAUAUUAAACAGGAGCCCCCUGAAGUAGAGUUUGACCACAUGGAACCAGGGAAGGAAGAAUCUGAGGACUUCAAACCAAACAUCCCUGAGCUGGAGAGAGUCUGUGUGAGAGAGCAAGGCGCUGGAGAGGAAGGCUCUCCCAACAGCAUGCAAGGAGGUGGAAAGGAAGACGGGCAGUCACAUUCAGAAUGCAGUCUAGCAGGUUCCAGUCCAGCAGCUAAAGCGAGGGCAGACGGUGGAGAAUAUCCUGACUGUGGGAAAGGUUUCACGCAGAUAGGGCAUUUAAACAAAACCCAACGAACUCACACAGGCGAGAAACCAUAUCACUGCUCUGACUGUGGGAAAAGUUUCAAUCUUAACAGUGUGGUGUGUAGAUAAGUGGAAAAAAUCCUCGUUUAAAUGCACGAAACUGAGGCACUGACACAACAAAAUGUGAAAAAAAGUUCAAGGGGGUGUAGACAUAAGAAAGUUUACAAACGAGAGGAGGCCAUUCAGCACAUCUUGCUUGUUUGGUUGUUAGUAGCUUAUUGAUCCCUGAAUCUCAUCAAGCAGCUACUUGAAUGAUCUCAGGGUGUCAGCUUCAACAACAUUACUGGGGAGUUGGUUCCAGACCCUCACAAUUCUGUGUAAAAAGGUGCCUCCUAUUUUCUGUUCUGAAUGUCCCUUUAUCUAAUCUCCAUUUGUGACCCCUAGUCCUUGUUUCUUUUUUCAGGUCAAAAAAGUCCCCUGGGUCGACAUUGUCUAUACCUUUUAGGAUUUUGAAUGUUUGAAUCAGAUCACCUGCAAAUAUCUUAUUAUUCGAAAUUCCCACUCCUAACAAAAAACGUGAGUGUUGUGUUUGUUCGUUUGUCUAGUAAACUGUUUGUUUGUUUCUAAGACUACUAACACUGUCCGGAGCUGUAGCCACAGGCCAGCAUCAAACCCGGACACCAGCACUUCCCUCACCACAACAAAUUGUAUUACGCACCACGAGCACUAAAAUCACUCACUAAAGAACUGUGUCUGUGUUUUGUGUUACGUGUGGGUGUUAAAAGAACGGGACUUUUUGUUACAGGUCAAACCCGGGGAUUCUAAUCGAAGUGAUACACACCACUGUAUCACUUUACAACAGUAUUAUUUACAGCUGAUUGCCGUCAGCCUCUGGACAUUGUGAAACCAACACACACCCUUGCACCUGGAUAUAAUUGUGUGUCUGUUUUCUUGCACCUGGAUAUAAUUGUGUGUCUGUUUUCUUGCACCUGGAUAUAAUUGUCUGUCUGUUUUCUUCUGCACUGCUGCAUUGCCUUCACCUGCACUCACUUACCCACUUUGCAACAGCGUCCCUAUGUGUGGUUGCUGCUAAUACUUUCUAAGGACCUGUCACUGUUAUGAGUAAUUAGAGGUUGAGGAGUCGAAACUUUCAUUCUUGGUAUAUUCGAAUAUCUUAUUAUUCGAAAUUCCCAACCCUAACAAAAAACCUUAAGUGCUCUGUUUUUUCUGUUCCGUACCACAUCAUGGAUCACUAUUGCUGUGUUACCUGACAAUGUUGGCAGUAAUCCUGACGCUAUCAGUGCACUAGGGUGGGCAUUUUGAAAAGAGCUUUGAAACAUGCUUUAAAGUUAUGUGUAAAAAGUUGUCAUGAUGUUAGCAUUGAAAAUAAAUGACAGGUACGUUAUUUAAAAAGUAGUAUUGUAUUAUUAUUAUUAUUAUUAUUAUUAUUAUUAUUAUUAUUAUUUAUUUCUUAGCAGACGCCCUUAUCCAAGGCGACUUACAGUCGUAAACAAAAAUACAGUUCUAGCAACACAUGGGGAUGUGGAACGUUAUAUCUUUGGAACCCCACUACUUACUCUAAAUUUUUAACUUUAAGCUGGUGUAACCCAGUGCAAGCCCCCACAGCUGAAAUUCAUAUGCUUUAAUCCACUCCUCCACCGUUGUUGAACUCCAUGGCAGUGCUUGACAACACAGUGGGGCUCGGGCACAGAAAUAUCGCACGUGCACGUCCAGCGAUCUUUGAGAAACUGCCUCUGCACAGGGGAUACACAAUUCUAUGGGGAACAGAAAUCUGCAUAACACCCGUCAGGACAAUUUGAUUUUGAGAUGCAUGCCUCGGUUCGAACGUCAGUGAAGUCAAGUUUUAUCUGUAUAUCUAGUUUGCCUAUGUGUUAAUCCGGCCCUGCACAUGCCCUGAGAGUUGGUUCAUACAUCACUGCAGAUGAAUGCAAUACAUCCAGCGCAGACCACAAGCGAUUUCAGGUUACAGACGCAUGAGAAAAGCCUGUACGACUUUCCAAAAAAUAGGCAUGUCGCAAGAGUGUGUGUGACGUAAUUCCAACCUGUCACACAGCGUCAGAGACCCUCAACAAAUUAUGUCGGAGUCUGAAUUAUGAACCAACCUUAAGCCUACAAGCAGUCCGUCUUACUUUCUUUCCUGUUCAUGUUUUCCAGGUUCCAGUCCAGC
This is a messenger RNA of Acipenser ruthenus (sterlet), 2924 nucleotides long. Its product is annotated as zinc finger and SCAN domain-containing protein 12-like. Lineage: Eukaryota; Metazoa; Chordata; Actinopteri; Acipenseriformes; Acipenseridae. Gene Ontology annotation, molecular function: DNA-binding transcription factor activity; RNA polymerase II cis-regulatory region sequence-specific DNA binding. The transcript is spliced from 3 exons. Bases 245 to 865 code for a protein of 206 amino acids. The record is from RefSeq and is a predicted model, not a curated record. Gene Ontology annotation, biological process: regulation of transcription by RNA polymerase II.